GCGUCGUGGCGCCAAGAGUUGCGUGAACCUAAGGAGAAAAGCACGCGGCGGACGAGACUCUGCAGAGCAGUCUGGGAAGUGUAGUCCCGCUCGCUCCGCUGAAGAUUCGCGGUGGGCGCCGCCGAGGCUCCGGGAGGAGGCCGAGCAGGCUUGGAAAGAGGCUGACUAUGAUUUUUAACUCUGGAGCUGAAGCACAAAAAGUGUUUGUUUAAUGAAUGACCUAUCCAUUUAGAACCUGUUUAGACCCUGAGGAUAACCCUGCGAAUUGGUUUUUCUCCUGUGCUGUUUCUAACAGCUGAUAGUUCACUGGGUCUGGCCUGUAGUGUUGAUCACAGUAUGCUGCGGCGAAAACCAACCCGCCUAGAACUAAAGCUUGAUGACAUUGAGGAGUUUGAGAGCAUUCGAAAGGAUCUGGAGACCCGUAAGAAGCAAAAGGAAGAAGUGGACGUCGUAGGAAUCAGUGAUGGAGAAGGUGCCAUUGGGCUCAGCAGUGACCCCAAGAGCCGGGAACAAAUGAUUAAUGAUCGAAUUGGUUAUAAACCCCAACCCAAGCCCAAUAAUCGUUCAUCUCAAUUUGGAAGUUUUGAAUUUUAGAGGCAGAUUAUCUUGCAUGCCAGAACCCUGGGAUGGAGUAAAAUGAUGGCAGAAGUACAAACAAGAUUUAGAGAAUUGAGUGCUUGCAGUGAAGCAGAAUGUUUUACCUCCUGCAGAGAAAUAUUUCUGCAUGAGAUUACUGAUGCUUAACUUUUGCUCUAAGUGGAAAUCCCCUCUCAUUUGUCUCUGGAAAAUUUGUAUAAAACUUGUCUGAUUUUUGUUUUUAAAAAUAAAUAUAUUUUU
Nyctereutes procyonoides (raccoon dog) is the source of this 837-nucleotide messenger RNA. RefSeq names its product cell division cycle 26 (gene CDC26). Bases 337 to 594 code for a protein of 85 amino acids. The record is from RefSeq and is a predicted model, not a curated record. Gene Ontology annotation, biological process: protein K11-linked ubiquitination; regulation of mitotic cell cycle; anaphase-promoting complex-dependent catabolic process. The transcript is spliced from 4 exons. Gene Ontology annotation, cellular component: anaphase-promoting complex. Lineage: Eukaryota; Metazoa; Chordata; Mammalia; Carnivora; Canidae.